UCUCUCAUUGGCGCCACUUUUACAUAUUUAGAAACUCUACUCUGUCACUGUGAACCCCCCCCCCCUUCAGCUUCCUCUAUCUUUCGUUUAUUUACUUCCCCAACACGGUUUCUCCUUCUUCCUCUUCCCUUCAAACACUUUCUGCGUUCUCUUUCUCAUCUUCUUCUCAGAUGCUCAUUUUCGCUCGUUGCCUUCUCGGUGGAUCCUGGUGGACUCUAGAGGAUAAAAAAGAGAUCUUGCGUUGUGGGGUGUUUCUGAUUAUUGUUCGAAGAAACAGGAAAGAAAAGGGUCUUUUUUUUGUGUUGGUUUUGUUGUUUGAAAUGAAUGAGUAUACUGGACCAGCUCGUAGGACGCGAAGCAAAGGAGUCGAGGUUCGGGGUGGUUUGAUCAGGAGUCGGAAGAGGAGGAGAGUGGUGGAUUACGAUGAUGAUGAAUUGGUUUUCGUGAAAGAACUCAAGGGUGGAGGUGAAGGUGCGAGUGCGAAGAUUGAAAAAUCUAUGGAAAGGGGUUUUGAGUUUCUGGGAGAGAGUGAGGAUGAUGGUCCUUUUGAGGUUGUUGAAAUUGAUGAAGAUGAUGAUGAAGCUGAGGAAGAGGUGUAUGGGGAAUGUGAGCAGAAGAAGAAGAGGGUUGAGGUUAAGGUGGAAGAGAAGGAUGAAGGCCCUGAAGUGUUGUGUUACGUGGCUGCUGAGAAAGUUGCAAGCUUUGGUGGUGGUGACGAUGAUGAGUGCGGUUCUAGACCCGAGAACCCGGUUGUUAUGCUGUGUGUUUCAGAUGAUGGGGGUGGUCAGAGCGAGGAGGACCACGGCAGGGAUCGUAGUAGCGUGUCUUCUGAUGAUGGAUUUGGUUCGAGUUCGUCCUCUUCGAGCGAGGACGAUGAUUCAAGUGAUGAUGAUUUUAAGGUUGGUGUUGAGGAUGAAAGGGCUGAUGAUGAGGAAGACUAUUCAAGCAUUGAGGAGGAGAGUGAGAGUGAUGAUGAUUCCUCUUGUGAUGAUGAGAGGGGAGAGUUGUACAAGAAGUUUGUGAAGGAGAGGGUCAGAAAUCUGGUGAGUAAAUCCGGGAGCAGUGGAGUUAGUAGAAGAAAAGGUAAAGGGAAUCGGAGAAUGCAGGUGGAGGAGGAGGAGAUGGUUGAGAAAUGGAAUGGUGCUGAUUGUGCUAGUGUGACAUCUAGCAAAUCGUGUACUUGCAAGGAUGAAACAAGGCAGGCAGAAGUGAUAGAUGAUGCAGCAGAGAGAGGAGAAAGUGUCAAUGCUGCUGCUGAUGAGCUCUUUGCUAAUCAGGUUCCGAGACCGAGUCUGCCGUUAGCUGCUAGGGAGACAGUCCCUUUGAAUGGCAACUGCCAGAAGAAAAAACCUGUGGAAGCAGAAUCUGCGAAGGAGAUUGAUAUGCUAUGGAAUGAAUUGGAUAUUGCUCUUCAAGAAACUGAGGCAGGAGAUUCAACUAUGUUGAAGAAGAAGCGUUUGCCAUCAGGUGUGAGAAGUGUUUCUCCUUUGCCAAAAAGGCAAGAGAAGAUGGGAGAUUCAGCUAAAGUUGUUAUGAAGGAGGAUGAUGGAAAUGGUGACAAAAAUGGGCUCCAUGAAGUCCUAAGGAUGUCAAAUAGAUCAAAGAACAUAGGUUUUAAAUUCUUCACCGAAUGCUUUUGGGGAAAGCCUGAUUCUGACAAAGAUGAUCCAAUGGAGUUGGAAGAAAAGGAUGGUGUUGUUGUUCAGGGUCAGACUCAGCCAUUAGCUUGUGGGGUGGGAAUCCCUUUGACAUGGGACUUUCUGAAGAAGAACCCUGUUGAAAAAUCAGAGGCUGAGAAAGAGUUAGACAUGUUGUGGGCUGAAAUGGAGAUGUUGCUUCGAGCUGGAGAAAUUGGGAUCCAGGUUGAUGAAGCAAGAGCAAAGGAAGAAAAUCCAGCCUUGCAGUGCAAGCAUGACACUAUUUUUAAUGAGGAGAUUGGGGUAUACUGCAGAUGGUGUGGUUGGAUUGCCACUGAAAUCAAAUACAUCAUGCCACCAUUUGUGGAUUCCAAAAGAUCCGGUAGAGAGGCAUUUCCUGGUGCAUGGAAAACCUCACAGUUUGAUGGAGCUACGUUUGAUGAUUGUGGUGAUGACUCAGGGGCAGCUUGGUCUCACAAUGAAGGAACAGUUUGGGAUAUUAUUUCUGACAUUAAAAAAGGCUUGUUUCCUCAUCAACAAGAAGGGUUUGAGUUUAUUUGGACAAGUUUGGCAGGAACCACCAACCUUGCUGAGUUGAAGAGGGUUGACCCGGGUACUGAGGGUGGGUGCAUUAUUUCACAUGCUCCUGGAACAGGAAAGACAAAGUUGACCAUGGUGUUUCUUCAGACAUAUUUGCAACUGUUUCCCAAGUGUCUACCUGUUAUCAUUGCUCCUGCCAACAUACUUCUUACUUGGGAAGAUGAGUUGAGGAAGUGGAACAUAGGAAUUCCAUUCCAUAACCUGAACAAUGCUGAAUUGUCAGGAAAAGAAAAUGUAAUUAAUGAAUUUGGUUAUCAAGAGCUGAAUAAGGAUGCCAUAAGAAUGCUGAAGCUGUGUUCAUGGUACAAAGAGAAGAGCAUUCUGUUAAUCAGCUACAAUUUAUAUGAGAAGCUAGCUGGGGGAAAGUCUGAAGAUGAUGGGGAGAAAGAGAAGAAAAACAGAAAGAUUCGGAAAGAGAAGAAACGUGCAAGCAUUGAAACUGCGAUGGGAAAGGUUCUGCGAGACUAUCCUGGUUUAUUAGUUCUUGAUGAAGGGCACACACCGAGGAAUCAGCGUAGCUGUAUUUGGAAGGUUCUUUCAGAAAGUAGAAGUCAGAAGCGAAUCCUUCUUUCAGGGACUCCUUUCCAGAACAAUUUUCUGGAACUCUUCAAUAUUUUUUGCUUAAUGAAACCAUCCUUUUCUGACAACAUACCGCAAGAACUGAAGAAGUUUUGCCAAAGUAAACUGAUACAGGAAAGGAAAGCUUCAAAAGAUGUGAGUUGGGAGUCCAUUAAUUCUGGAAAUCCGGCUGACGAGAAAAUAAAACAGCUGAAAUUGCUGAUGAAUCCCUUUGUUCAUGUUCACAAAGGUAGCAUUCUUCAGAAGAACCUUCUUGGGUUACAAGAUUGUGUACUGAUUUUGAAGCCCGAAAUCUUGCAGCAAAAAAUUCUGGAUAGCAUUGAAUGUUCUCAAAAUGGACUCAAUUUUGAACACAAAUUGGCCUUGGUCUCUGUACACCCAUCCCUUUUCCUCAACUGCUCUCUCUCAAAAAAGGAAGAAUCUGUUAUUGACAUGGAUCAGUUAAAGAAGUGUAGAUUGGACUCUUAUGAAGGGGUCAAAACAAAAUUUUUGAUGGAAUUUGUGAAUUUAUGUGAUGCAGUUGAUGAGAAAGUCCUUGUUUUCAGCCAAUUUAUUGAUACCUUGAUCUUAAUUAAGGACCAACUCGAGUCAGCCUUCAAUUGGUCUGAGGGCAGAGAAGUGUUGUUUAUGCAUGGCAGGGUUGACCAAAAGCAAAAGCAGUCCCUAAUUCAUAGUUUCAAUGAUGCCAAUAGCCAAGCAAAGGUGUUGCUUGCUUCUAUAAAAGCAUCUUCUGAAGGAAUUAACUUAGUUGGAGCUUCAAGGGUCGUGCUUCUUGAUGUUGUUUGGAAUCCCUCGGUGGAAAGACAAGCUAUUUGCCGAGCAUAUAGACUUGGACAAAAGAAGGUUGUUUACACUUAUCAUCUUCUUGCACAAGGCACCCCUGAAUGCACCAAAUAUUGUAAACAAGCAGAAAAGAACCGGUUAUCUGAACUGGUUUUCUCAAAUAGAAAUGCUGAAAGUGAUAAGCUCAAGAGAAGUGGAGUAAUUGAGGAUAAAGUUCUUGAUGCCAUGGUUCAGCAUGAAAAACUCAAGGAUAUAUUUGGUGAAUGUCUGGUUCAACCAAAGGAGGGAGAUCAGGAGACUUUGUGCCCCUGAUGCUUUGUUUAAUGGAAUUUUCUAAAGAUAUAUCUGAUUGAUUCAUAGUUUUUUGUUUGACAGAAAAAUGUUCGUUGCACAAUUUAUUUAAUACAGAAACUUUUGAACGGCAACCACAAAUACGGCUAAUGGUUGAAUACAAAAGUUCUUUAAUUUAUUGGCUCCAUUUUUUGAUCAUGCCUGUGUCAUUAUGUUAGUUGCACAAUUUUAUUUCUAGAAUUUUCUAGUGUGAUCUCUGAAUUUUAUUUUUUGUUCUGUCUUGCCUUUAUAAACCAGAUAACUGUUGGAACAACUCUGGUCUCUGGAAAGCAAGAAACACCUUAAAUGCAAUUGUAAACCCAAUUUGUGGAUUUUGAACAAGUUUGGCCCAACUAGAAUGGUCAAAUUUUGUUGCUUGUGUGCUUGAAUAUGUUUACAUAGACUUAAUAGAGGGAGCAAGGAAAUGCAGCCAGGGUCAAGCAAAAGUUAAAGAAAUUAUUCACAAGAUUUUUUUUUUUUUUUGAUAAAUUUCUGUUGAGCUAACAUGGGUUGUUGCACGAGGAAGAGUGUGUUUUCCUUUACCUUCAAUCUAUCUGAAGCAACAUUGGUGGUUGAUUUGUUAUUUCUUAGAGACGCUCCAAACGUAAAGGUUCAUCUAUCUACUAAUUCAUUCAUCCCCGGCGGUAUGUGUUCUGCACUUCUGCUAGGCUUUUCCUUUUUUGUUUUUUUCUUGUCCUUCUGGGUUUGUGGUGAUGACUUUCUGGUUUUACUUUUUUCCAUUUCAUUAACUAUUUUCUGGUUCUUCUCGGCCAAGGUAAAUUUCAAUCUUCAUUUUCAUUCUUCUUCUUUAUGGAUGCCAAAACUCUGUUUUGCAGAUUCAAGGUGAAGUCCUUCUUUCUUUCCUUUUCUUAUUUGCUAUCCAGUUACUUAUCAGUUGAUGAAAAUGCUAAAAGUAACUGAAUCAUUUCUAAACAAUAUGCAGGCAAGAUCAACAAUGUAACUAUUGACAAAUGCACAAAGAUUGGAGGUGUAUUUGAGGUUUGGGAUCGGUCGAUGCCUACUUAAUAGAGCAAUUUUUUUUGUUGUUUUUGGACAUAUACUUGUGUGUGUAGUUUUUAUUUAUUUAUUUUGAGUACAAGAUAGGUCACCUUACAAUUACAAAAUUAUCAAGAAUUUUAAAUAGUAGCAUUGAAUGUAGAAAUAGAAAGAGGAUAGAAAAAAUGACACAUUGGUAGUCAAUUGCCACUUUCAAAUGAGGCUGUAUUCACCCUAUUGAUUUAUCUCGCAUAUAAUUGUGAGCACGGCUAUUAUAUUGGUGGUUGCUACAUCUUUCUUUUUUAUUAUUGUAGUUUUUCUCGUUUAGAUUUGCACAAUAUUUUCCUUUGGUUUUUUAUACUGACAUUUUUACUUGCUUUACCAGCAUUUUUAGACUACUGCAAUAUACCUUACAAAGUUUUGGAUGUCAACCCACUCAGAAAUUGAGUUGCAUUUGUUACUGGUAAUUUAGUGCUUUACAUGGAUUCAUGUUCUUCUUAAUCUCUGCAUUUGAGAUCAUUUCAUAGUAUUCAAAAGGACUGAGCUAGGCAUGGGAGACUGGAUUGCUUCUAGUGCCAAUAUGUUAUUAUGUAUGUGUCAGUUCCCGUAAAUCUUAAAUUUUAGUCUUGUCCAAUGACUUUUGAUCUAUGCAUGGGAGAGACUGGGUUGGGGUUCAUGGACAAAAUUCAUGAAGUUGUUCCUAUGGAUAAACAACCUGAACUACUUAAAAAGUUGUCGAAAGGAAACUUCACCUUGGGGUCCAUGGGCAAAAUUCAUGAAGUUUUCAGAACAUACUUAAAAUAGGUCCCAUCAGCCAGGUUACCUCCUUAUUAUGUUUGAAUUUACUAUACUCAAAACUUUACAUUUGAUGCACUAAACAAAUACUAAUGAUUGCUUGGUUACUAUGUAAUGAUGGGGUGCUCAAUUUUGUUUGUCAAUUUGCUGGUUUGUUUAUGUAGGUCUUUUUCUAUGCUACUACCAGCUUAAAAGAAGUUGCGUUUGAAUGAAAUUGUCAGCAAAUAGCAAUUCUGUCCUCAUUGGUCAAAAGGAAACAAAGCUUCAGAAGCUAAUGCAGUAAGAAGGGAUGGUAGAAAAAUCUAAGCUCCCUAAAAAGUCUAUAUUGACUGGCAGAGGUAGAAAGGCAGACAACUAAGCCAGCUGAAAUGUUAAAACCCCUGGCAGAAACCAAGAUCCAGAAGGGAAAGCAAACUCAGAUUACUACUAAUCAUCAUGAUGUAUGGUCAAAUUGUGUAGGUGCAAGUCACUCAAUGAUAAACCAAUUCACUCGAUGGCAUGGGGCUAGUGAUGAAACUCAUAACAUUCUCUUUGAUACUA
Glycine soja is the source of this 6260-nucleotide messenger RNA. RefSeq names its product SNF2 domain-containing protein CLASSY 3-like. The coding region runs from base 171 to 3911 and encodes 1246 amino acids. The record is from RefSeq and is a predicted model, not a curated record. Gene Ontology annotation, molecular function: ATP binding; ATP-dependent chromatin remodeler activity. Gene Ontology annotation, biological process: gene silencing by siRNA-directed DNA methylation. The transcript is spliced from 4 exons. NCBI's taxonomy places the organism in Eukaryota, Viridiplantae, Streptophyta, Magnoliopsida, Fabales, Fabaceae.